Molecule: messenger RNA, 2002 nt
Organism: Gekko japonicus
Lineage: Eukaryota; Metazoa; Chordata; Lepidosauria; Squamata; Gekkonidae
Product: transient receptor potential cation channel subfamily V member 6-like
Exons: 11
Biological process (GO): calcium ion import across plasma membrane
Cellular component (GO): membrane
Molecular function (GO): calcium channel activity; protein binding
Source: RefSeq, a predicted model, not a curated record
GAGAGCACAUUUUAUCUUUCGCCGCCUGCGCAGGGAGUGAAUCGAUUGUGCAGCUGCUGAUUGAAAACGGGGCUGACACCAGAGUGCAAGACUCCUUAGGUAACACUGUCCUCCACAUCUUGGUUCUCCAGCCCAACAAGGCGUCUGCGUGUCAAAUGUACAAUCUGUUUCUCUGCUACGCAAAGGAACACGAGGAGCUGGGAGCCCUGGACUCGGUUCCCAACAACGAGGGGCUGACUCCGUUUAAGCUGGCGGGUGUGGAAGGCAACACCGUGAUGUUCCAGCACCUAAUGCAAAGAAGAAAGCAUGUCCAGUGGACCUAUGGACCUUUGUCAUCCACCUUGUAUGACCUCACAGAAAUUGACUCGUGGGGUGAUGACCAGUCUCUCCUGGAGCUUAUUGUCACCACUAAAAACAGAGAGGCUCGGCGAAUCCUAGACCUGACCCCGGUGAGCGAGUUGGUAAACCUUAAGUGGAAUAAGUAUGGAAGGCCGUAUUUCUGCGUCUUGGCCGUGUUCUACAUAUUGUAUAUGAGCUGCUUCACAAUGUGUUGUGUCUACCGGCCUCUGAAACACCGGGGCUACAACAAAACAGAUGAAAGAGACAACGUGCUAUUGGUCCAGAAACCGUUGCAGGAAUCUUACAUCACUCCCGAGGAUGACAUCAGACUGGUGGGUGAACUCAUCACCGUGAUUGGGGCCAUAGUGAUCUUGAUUCUAGAGAUUCCAGAUAUCGUCAGAGUUGGAGCCACCAAGUACUUUGGACAAACGAUCCUUGGAGGACCUUUCCAUGUCAUCAUCAUCACGUACGCCUGUAUGAUCCUGGUGACCAUGGUGAUGCGUCUCACCGGCUCUACGGGAGAGGUGGUCCCCCUGUCCUUUGCUCUGGUGCUUGGCUGGUGCAACGUCAUGUAUUUCGCGCGAGGGUUUCAGAUGCUGGGGCCCUUCACCAUCAUGAUCCAAAAAAUGAUCUUUGGGGACCUCAUGCGCUUCUGCUGGCUAAUGGCGGUGGUGAUCCUUGGCUUUGCUUCUGCUUUUUACAUCAUCUUCCAAACGCAAGAUCCUGACAUGCUGGGCCACUUCUACAACUAUCCCAUGGCGCUCUUCAGCACUUUUGAGCUCUUCCUCACCAUCAUCGAUGGACCGGCCAACUAUGAAGUGGACCUGCCCUUCAUGUACGGGAUCACCUACUCCGCCUUCGCUGUCAUUGCCACCCUCCUGAUGCUCAAUCUCCUGAUAGCCAUGAUGGGUGACACGCAUUGGCGGGUGGCCCAUGAGCGGGAUGAGCUUUGGCGAGCUCAGGUUGUUGCCACGACAGUCAUGCUAGAACGGAAACUCCCACGAUGUCUUUGGCCUCGGUCGGGGAUCUGCGGGAAAGAAUACGGACUGGGCGACCGAUGGUAUCUCAGGGUUGAACGUCGCUGCGAACUUCGGCAACCAAAGGUAAAAACAUAUGAACCCCAUCGAAGGGACGCCUUUGAGAAGUACUUGAAGAGCAAGAAGGCUCUGCCCCCAGAUAAUGGCGGAGUGUUUUAUUCAAAGAAGCAGGGGCCCUUUGGUACUCCUUCUGAUACACCAUGUUCAUCACGGAGGAGCUCUGGUUGUGGCUGGGACAUCUUGCGCCGCAGCGCACUGGGCCCAGGGCAAGGGUACACCAAUUAUGGUAUGGAGGAGGAGGAAGUCUACCAUGUCUGAGCUACCAGCCCCAGAACCCAGGGAUUUCUUUCUGGCUUCAGUGCAGAGGACGCACUGUAGUACAUCCAACAGUUCCGGUAACGGCUGUUCUGACAGGCAUCAGCAAUUGUUUGGAACUCGCAACUGCUGCGAGCGACACACAGAAGAGCCUUUGAGUGGAAGCAAGCGCGCCGAUCUUGAAGCCGUAGCACAACCCCAGCAGAACUUUGGAGAUGACCUCUGUCAUGGCAUGUCCUAGGGGACAAGGACUUUUCCAGAGCCUUCCAGAACUGUGUACGGAUCUUGGUUUCAGUGGUGGCCUACUUUUG